AUGCGCGAAGGGGACCGAUGGGUAGCUGGUGGUCGACCACGUCGACCGGUGGUCGCGGGGCGGCCGGACUUGGCCGGCGUCGACGGCGGAGUCGACAUCCGCGGCGGCACGGGCGGCUACCGGAACAGGCGCGGUGGGGCGAUGCGAGGCGGGCUGCGGGUGGGUACGGCGCGGGGAAGGGAGAAGGGAGUGGAGGCCGGAGGUGGCCUCACCGGCGUUGGAGAGAAGCGGGGCGGCGAGGCUCGGGGGCGACCGUUGUGGAGGAGGAUGGGGACGAGGCGUCGUCGCCGCGUCGGGGAGGCGGACGCAGUCCGGCGGGGAGGAGGACGGGGAUGCGGCGACGACGGGGCAGCGUCAGGCGGCUUCGGGUCCUCGUGCGGCGGCGAUGUCGGGUCGCGCGGUGGUCGAGGCGGCGAAGAAGCUGUGGGGCGGAGGCGGCAGCCCUCGGGCGCGGGCGUGCUCGCCGGGGCCACGGGGAGCAGCGGGGAGGAGGCCGUGGCAUGGGGUGGCCUUCUGCGCCGGCGAGGUGGGGCGACGGGCGGCGGGAUCGGCGAUGGGGGUCGGGAGGCCGUUGCCCCGAUCUGGAUCGUGUCGGGGGAAGGCAGAGGGGAUCGUGCGGGGGGAGAGUGGGGGGUUGGGCCCUAG
Aegilops tauschii subsp. strangulata is the source of this 645-nucleotide messenger RNA. The record is from RefSeq and is a predicted model, not a curated record. Lineage: Eukaryota; Viridiplantae; Streptophyta; Magnoliopsida; Poales; Poaceae.